AUGUUUACUGCGGACAUGUGCCAAGAUGACGAACAAAACCGUGUCAAGGCUCGCGCGGCAUAUCAAGCGACAUCUAGUAACAAGCCUCCUGUGGGUGACCCAAAUCCCAAUGAUAUCUACAAGGACUUGACACAUCAUGAGCCUCAAUUGGACGGUAAUUCAAGGCUUCUUUACAAGAACCUUGGAAUUCUCAGAUAUUAUAUUCAAGACCCAGAAAAGGCAGACUAUCUGAUUGUGGACAAAGAUAGCAGAGUGCCAAAUGAGGUCUCCAACAAGGAUGUGGCAGCUGCAGGGCCUAUUGGUCUCCCACCAGCCCCAAGGAGACAACAUUCCAGACCAAGAAACCCCCAGGGCCUGAUAUGAAAGCCAAGUGCUGUUUUGCCAUCAACAGAAAGCAAAACUUUGUUAAUUGCUCCUUUCUAUACAUAUGUAUAUACACUUCUUU
Molecule: messenger RNA, 445 nt
Organism: Notodromas monacha
Lineage: Eukaryota; Metazoa; Arthropoda; Ostracoda; Podocopida; Cyprididae
Source: the annotation of a GenBank genome assembly